AUGGACAUGCAGCACCAGACUCACAGAGAGCCGCCAUCCUUCAUUUUCACCAGAAGCACCCGCAUAUGGGAAUUGCUGGCUGGAGAUAUCGCUGCUGCCGCUGUCUCUGCCACUUUGGUCGCUCCCACAGUGACCAUCAUCGACAGAGCAAUCGUUGAAAAGGCCUCUUCCAACCAGCCUCUGUUGAGAAGUCUCCGUCACCAAGCCUGGUCUCUGGUCAAAUCCCCGCGCCAAUUCAUGCUGUCACUACCUUUUGGCAUCGUCUGGUCUCUUUAUGCUGGAACUUAUGGAGUCGCAAAUGUCGCAGAAACCAUCUCGGAAAGACUUACCCCAGAGCAUGUUGGCACCAUUGUCGGCGCAUCUGCCUUCCUCGUCAACGUCCCACUCGGUGUUUGGAAGGACGUCCGCUUUGCUCAAAUGUUCGCCCGCGUCCCAUCCCGCGUAGCCAACACAGCAGCAGCCGCAGCAACGGCAACAGUCCCCAUGCCCAAACUCCGUCCGUCGCGUUCGGCAACAACGGUCUGGCUCGUACGUGACGCGUUGACUUUAUUCGGAUCAUUCACCUUCGCGCCUCGGCUAGCGGCGGCUAUCCCGGACAACUUGGCAGUCCACCCUCAGACCAUCUCUCAGCUAUCCGUACCCGCUCUGACGCAGAUUGUUGCGACACCGCUGCAUCUGCUCGGCUUGGAUCUGACGACCAGACAGCAUCAUAUACCUUGGAUGCAGAGGAUCGCCGAUACUACCCGGUCUGGCCUGCUUUCUACCACUAUUGUGCGUUGCUUCCGUAUCUUGCCUGCCUUUGGCUUUGGCUGCAUUGGAAACACUGAGAUGCGCAAGGCUUUGCACAAGCAACAUGAGCAGUUCGAUUGA
This is a messenger RNA of Aureobasidium vineae, 870 nucleotides long. NCBI's taxonomy places the organism in Eukaryota, Fungi, Ascomycota, Dothideomycetes, Dothideales, Saccotheciaceae. The record is from the annotation of a GenBank genome assembly.